Messenger RNA from Prunus armeniaca (apricot), 363 nucleotides. NCBI's taxonomy places the organism in Eukaryota, Viridiplantae, Streptophyta, Magnoliopsida, Rosales, Rosaceae. The record is from the annotation of a GenBank genome assembly.
AUGAGAGAAGGUCACUGCAUGGAGUUCAUCGCGAAGCGGGCCAUCCAGCGAAUUGAAGAUCGAGACACCGCCAAGGAACCACCAAAGAAGGUCAUAAGAAUUAACACAAUCCUAGCCGACACCAAGAAGUUAGGGCUGACGAGCAAGGAUAAGAAGAGGAAGAUCAAACAAGCCACUAUGAUCUUCCAAGUCUCGACUGACCUUCCACCAGGAGAAGACGAUCCUGUAAUCGGCUUCCAAAAGAAAGAUCUGAUUGGCCUCGACAUGCCACAUAAUGAUGCCCUUGUCAUCAGCAUUCAAAUCGCCCAGGCGAUGGUCGACCGAAUCCAUGCAGACGAGGGCAGCGCAGCCAAUAUCAUGUAG